AUGUCUCCCCGCAACAACAUCCCGCAGUUGCGCGACGUGUUGGGCUAUCCCACCUCUCCCCCAACUUCACCGCUCCUCAAACCUCCCCCCGUACCUCCUCUGCACCCACGUGAAUCUUCCCCAGACAUACCCCUCGGCGAACUGCAAGCUAACCGGUAUCCGCCUGAAGCCAAGCGCAAAGCGACGACCGACCCUCCCAACGGCUCUCCGAAGCGCAUAAAGCAGGACCCCUCGACACCCUCUGCUGCCGACGAUGCCCCCGCGCCCCCCGCGAAACGCAUAGUACCAUUCCCGGAGAAACCUGCUGUCAUAGAAGAGCGCAAUGGGGAGAUUGAAUUCAGAGUGGUCAACAACGAUGGGGAGAGGGAGAGCACCAUCAUCUUGACGGGCUUGAAGUGCAUUUUCCAGAAACAGUUGCCUAAAAUGCCAAAGGACUAUAUUGCGCGCCUCGUCUACGAUAGAACACAUUUGAGCAUAGCAAUUGUGAAGCAUCCUCUAGAGGUUGUAGGUGGCAUUACAUACCGCCCCUUCGACAAAGGCCAAUUCGCCGAAAUCGUCUUCUGCGCCAUCUCGUCGGACCAACAGGUCAAGGGCUAUGGUGCCCAUCUCAUGUCGCAUCUCAAAGACUACGUCAAAGCCACCUCGCAGGUCAUGCACUUCUUAACCUACGCCGAUAACUAUGCUAUUGGCUAUUUUAAGAAGCAAGGAUUUACCAAGGAGAUCACUUUGGAGAAGUCAAGAUGGAUGGGUUACAUUAAAGAUUACGAGGGCGGCACUAUCAUGCAGUGUAGCAUGGUUCCCAAGAUACGGUACUUGGAAAGCGGUAGGAUGCUUUUGAAGCAGAAGGAGUGCGCCAACGCGAAGAUCAGGGCUGUGAGCAAGAGCUACGAAGUCCAUGCGCCGCCAGCACAAUGGGCAAAGGGGGAGCUCAAAGCCAUCGACCCUCUGACCAUACCUGCAAUCAAGAACUCAGGUUGGUCACCUGUCAUGGACGAACUCGCUCGUGCACCCCGCCACGGACCAAACUACAACGCUCUCCUCCAUCUCCUCAACGACAUGCAGAACAACAGCAACGCCUGGCCUUUUCAACAGCCUGUCAACAAGGACGAGGUGCUCGACUACUACGAUGUCAUCAAAGAACCCAUGGACCUCGCCACCAUGGAAGAGAAACAUGAGAAGGAUCUUUAUCCUACUCCCGAGGACUUCAUCAGAGAUGCUAAGCUCAUCUUUGAUAACUGCCGAAAAUACAACAACGAAAGCACGCCAUAUGCCAAAGCCGCAAAUAGGUUGGAGCGAUAUAUGUGGCAGCGGAUACGUGAUAUUCCAGAGUGGUCGCAUCUAGAAGGCGAGUUAACAGGAAAGUAG
This is a messenger RNA of Alternaria atra, 1365 nucleotides long. RefSeq lists its product as uncharacterized. The transcript is spliced from 3 exons. NCBI's taxonomy places the organism in Eukaryota, Fungi, Ascomycota, Dothideomycetes, Pleosporales, Pleosporaceae. Gene Ontology annotation, molecular function: protein binding; histone H3 acetyltransferase activity. Bases 1 to 1365 code for a protein of 454 amino acids. Gene Ontology annotation, cellular component: histone acetyltransferase complex. The record is from RefSeq and is a predicted model, not a curated record. Gene Ontology annotation, biological process: positive regulation of transcription by RNA polymerase II; chromatin remodeling.